AUAUUUUUCACAUCCCUAGUCGCGGGUGGACGCGUACCUUUAGCUGUUGGAGUUAUCAUUUUAUUUUUUGAGCCCUCGCCGAGUAAUUGAGGCUUGGAUACUGGUCGCUGAGCGUGGAAGAGACGAACCGUGUUUACUGUACCGUUUGACCUGUCCCCCGCGUCCCGUCUCCCGCGCUCCGUGGCCUCUUUCACCCCUCCGCCGUCGGUCGUCGGGCGUCUAUUUCUUAAAAAAAAAAAUAUUAAAUUGUGCAACGCAAAAUAGUUCUCGCCCCGAAAAAUUGCCAGUUUUAAAGCAAACACAGCUCCUCGAGUCUCUAAUUUACAUAAUAUUAGAGACAAAAGACGCACACACACAGAAGAGCAGAAAACAGGCUGAAAAUUGAGCGAAAUGCAAGUGAAAAUGCAAAUGCAAGUUGUUUUCAAUUGAAAAGCAGGCGACAAAAAAGUGAAAAUUAACUCGAGAUUGAUUGCUACGGGGGGGGUAGCAUAGUGCGAAGGAAUCGAAACUAAUUGAAAAUGUCUGGUGCUGAUGAGGGCGAGCUGGACCCGCAAAUUCAGAUUGAACUGGAGAAUCUCAAUAGUGCAACAGAUGAGAUUAAUAAACUGGAAAUCGAAUUGGAGGAGGCCAAUUCCACCUUUCGCAUCCUGCUGAACGAGUCCACCCGACGCCUGAAACUCUCCUCCAAGAAACUAGGCAACUGCAUCGAGAAGGCCCGUCCCUACUAUGAGGCCCUGGACAAGGCGCGCGAGGCUCAAAUCGAGUGCCAGCAGGCGGCGGAUAAGUUCAAGCGGGCCAAUGAAAUCCAUGCCACUGCCAAGGAAAUGGUGGCCCUGGCCGAACAGCGCUUCAUGUCCAACUCCCACGAGUGGCAGUUCGACAACGCCUGGCAGGAGAGCCUGAAUCAUGCCACCCAGAAGGUAAUGGACGCGGAAACCCAGAAGGCUGACUGCCAUGCCGAGCAUCAGCGGCGCACUCGACUCUUUCACGCCGCCGAGCAAAAGCUACAGCAGCUGGAGGAUCGCUUCAGACGGAGCAUCAACAAGUCGCGUCCCUACUUCGAGGAGAAGCAAGUGUGCCAGGAUCAGUUGCAGACCCAGAAGAACCGCAUCCAGGAAUUGCAACAGCAGGUGGCUGGUGCCAAGAGCACCUACUCCACGGCGCUAAGAAAUCUGGAGAGGAUUAGCGAGGACAUACACAGGCAACGUGGUGAUUUCCCCACUCCACCCGGUCCUAGGGAGCCGGGUGUUGGAGCUGAGCUCAACUCGCCGACCUCCAGUGCCCUACCGUCGCUGCCCGAUUUCCAAACAGAGCUGGAGAAGUGCGACUACCCCUCAAUUGCCGGCAGCCAGAUGUCGUUGGGCGCAAAGACCCCGCUGGCAGCUGUGGAAACUGAAGACGAGGAGGAUGCCUGCGACUACGACGAGACGGGGGCAGGGGAACUGCGCGGCGUGGUGGACGAAAGGGACUUGGAGGCACUGCGCCAGAAGGUCAAGAUCCUGGCAGUGCGCCCCAUCGAGGGUGGCGACGGCCAGCAGCAGAACGACGUGUGGGAGCACGAGCUGAAGGCCACAGUCGACAAGCUGGAUCACCUGAUGAUGCUGAAGGAGGCGGCCAAGCGACAGCAAACCGUGCGAGCGAAGGCAACGGAGCAGCGACCCGAUUCCCUGGGCGCCGAGGGCCUCCAGCGACACAGCGAUGAGGUGGUUCCGCCGACAGUCACCGUCACCGCCAGCUUGCCAGUUACGCCCCAGCACCACCACCAGCUGGCGCCACCCACGCCCAUCAAGAAGCUGCACCAGCAGCUGGCGCCCUUGCCAUCCGUUAACGUCUCAAUGCGGGAGCUGCCGCUGCUGGCCAGGCUAUCGAACGAGCUGCUGGAUCGCAGCAGUGCUGCCAUCGGCGGAGUGCGCAGGCAGCUGCGUCGGCGCUCUCUGGAAUAGGGCGAAGUUGGUGGGGAGUCGAUCGAUCGCCCCAUAUCAUCUGAUUUGUUUAUAUUAAAUGAAUAAUUAGUAGUGGAUAAUUGUAAAACGUUGAACGCCGCAUUUAAGUGCACCCCUCUCAAUAAGUCUACACUCUACAUGAUAAACAUACAUCUAUUUUCGUAUAAAUGUUGAUUACAUUCUAAUCUAAUGUCUAACGUCUCUUGUUUCUCGCUGUUGAUACUUUGAAUAUGUAAAUGUUUUGUGAUUUGAGCAAAAAGAGAGCAAAAUGAAUGGAUUUAUUGAAAUGCAAAUAAUAAGCAGCUUUAAGUUAAUGUUAAAAAAAAGGAAAAGAAAUCCAAUGAACCCGAAACCCUCAUCCCAGGCAAGGCAAAAACUCACUAAUUUAAAAUCUAAACGGGCACAUGCACUAAAUAGUUUAGCCUAUAAAUACCACACAAAUUGAAACUCUUAAUGAAAUUAAUCCAAGUGUCGAAUGAAACGAAUUCAAUUAGAUAACUAAGCGAAACUCUCAAAGGAAUCAGUAAUGUGCGAUGGUAUCUAAUGGCCUAUAGAUGUUCGAAGGUGCCCUCGGAUUGGGGACUAGAAGUAUUUGCAACAAGAGUAAUUAUAAUUGAAAUAAUAAAAUUUUGCAUUCUAAUUCAA
Molecule: messenger RNA, 2588 nt
Organism: Drosophila ananassae
Lineage: Eukaryota; Metazoa; Arthropoda; Insecta; Diptera; Drosophilidae
Gene: pcs
Product: SH3 domain-binding protein 5 homolog
Exons: 4
Coding region: 519-1943 (474 amino acids)
Biological process (GO): intracellular signal transduction; negative regulation of protein tyrosine kinase activity
Cellular component (GO): cytoplasm
Molecular function (GO): protein kinase inhibitor activity
Source: RefSeq, a predicted model, not a curated record